UCACGUGGGCGAGUCCUAGCUGAAGCCUUUGGUCUGGGUCUGUCAUGUGACCGGGGUCCUUGGUUCUCGGGGAUGGAGGCGGAAGACGGGACGCCGCCGCUGUGGCGGCUGCAGAAGUUGCCUCCGGAGCAGGGUCCCCCGCUUCUUCACAAAAUAAUUGAUGGCAUGUGUGGCCGAGCUUACCCUGCCCACCAUGAUUAUCACAGCAUUUGGGAUUUUACCGAAUGGAAGCAUGUUCUGGAAGAUGUGACCAUGUUUUUCAAAGCUGUAGUUGGCAGAAACCUUUCAGAUGAAGAGACACUCCAGCAGUUGAACCAACUGAAUUCGUAUCAUCAAGAAGCAGUUAUGAAAUGCUUGAAGAGCAGGAAAAAUGAGAUCAAGCAGGCCCUGUUGGGAGAAAUAGUUGAUAUUUCUUGUGCACAGCUACAGGAUUUUGAUUGGCAGUUAAAGCUCGCGCUUUCAAGUGACAAGAUCGCCACUCUGCAGAUGCCACUUUUAAACCUUCAUCUGGAUGUGAAGGAGAACGGUGCAGUGAAACCAUACUCUAUUGAAAUGAGUAAAGAGGAGCUACAGAAUCUAAUCAGUUCCUUGGAGGCAGCUAAUAAGGUGGUCCUGCAGUUAAAAUAACUGGAAAUGGCGAAUUUCAACUGCCAGAUUUCUCUGCUGCACCGAGGCAAAGUGAAUGCUGUGUUCAGAGGGUGGAUACUCCAGCAGGCUGAGCGGAGGCAACACUGAGAUUACAGAGAUGAGAAUCUGUCAGCACCCUAAAGAACAGGAAAUUGUAUGGCUGAAUGGCUGAUAGGAAAUACAUAAAAUGAAAGAUGAAAAACAGAAGUUACUGUUUGUGUUUUCACAACGAUCGUCUUGUCUCAUUUAUUAAAUAUUUGAGAAAUCUUUAGAUAACGAUUUAUCGAAAGGUAAAAGUAAGUUCUAGAGUAACAAACACACAAAGCAGACAUACAGAACUGUUGCUUCAGUAUGAAUAGCAGGACAUGUAUUAUGAAUAUAUAAUUUGUGAUAUGGGAAAAUGCUUUAAAGCAUAUAUAAGCUGCAUAUGUAACUCAGGAUCGGUUGCAUGUCUUCAUGUUUCAAAGAAAAGAUUUAAGUUGUAAAGUUUAGAGAAAAGUCUUAUCAGACAUGAUCAAGAAAAUAUUUAAAAUUUGUGAAUGAUUUGGGAUUUAUGAAUUUUAUGAACUAAAGCAUAAACUGCAAGAAAUGAAAAUAACAUGUUAUUUCUGCACAUCCCCACCUCCUGGAGAGACUGGUCUGAGAAAAAGAGAAAGCUGUCCUUGAUUGUGCAAUGUACAUAUUGUUACUCACAUGCAAGUUUGUUUUUAUACCUUCUUAGUAUGGAAUUUGAGCUUUGGGGUGGUCACAAAUUAAUUGUAAUAUAAACCAUUUUUCAUCUCAGCUAACUUUAAAAAUGAGCAUUCUUAACAAAUAAUAGUGUCUGGUUUUAUCUUUAUGUAUUCUUGGUUUCAGUGCCUUCCUGCAUAUCUCAGUGGUUGGUAUGUAAUUAGAUGGCCCCUGCUGUUAGCAGUUCCAGAGCAAUGAUGAUACUGUUCCCUUCAUACAGCUGCAGGCAGGCUCAGACAAGGCUGUGUAGCGAGUGUUACUCUGUGGGCUGUGGUAGAACAGUGACUAGAGCAGGAGUUGCGGACAGAACACUCCUCAGUGUACUUCUUUUUCAUUAAGAAAUUUGGGGUGUGGAACGUGUAUCCAAAUGGUGUGCUUCGUGUGGUUGCUGAUUUCCUCUGAGGCAAGUAAGUCCCUUAGUCAGAAUGGAACACUGACAUUUGCAGAGUAGUGCACAGGAGGCCUGGUCCUGUGGUCUCUCCAUUAUACCCUUGCUUUCAGUGUAGCCCCUUUGCAAGGGAAUACCUUUCUUCCCCUCCCACACGUGGUUCCAGCAGCCUGUUUCAUCUUCCUCGAGGUUUGAUUGACAUACUGUCUCAGUUGGGGACAUUUUGACUGACAGAUACUCAUGAAAGCUCCAUGGUCAAAGUUCUUUUUCUCUUCACUGUUGGUAAUGGGUGCAGGGCAGUGUGCUUUACCACUGAGAUCUCUAAAACAACAAAUUGAAUCAUGUCUUUCCAGUGUCUGUUUGUCUGUCUGUUUGUUUCUGGACAGUGCCUUACACUGUUGUCCAGGCUGGCCUAGAAUUUAACUAUGUAGACCAGGCUGGGCCUUGAACUCACAAUAGUCAUCUGGCCUGAGAUUUCCAAGUACUAGGGUUACUGGUAUGGGCCAGCGUGCCAAACGUUAGCAUUAUUCGAGUUUUAUUCCUAAUGCACACGUAAGUACUUUGCUCCUUUUUAUUGUUGAUAAGUAUCAUGUUGUAGAACUCUGUUUAUCUGUUGAUAGCAUUUUGGUGGUUUCACAUUUGCCCAUUACAGUCUAGAGAAUGCUAUGAGCAUUUUGCACGAAUAUCUUAUUGUGGACAAAAAAAUGGUAUUUUUGGAGUGACAUAGUUUGGUCAUGUGAUAGGUUUAUGUUUUUAAGAUACCACCACUGUUAUUCAGAGGGAUUUUUUAAACCCAUUUUCCAUUGCCAGCAGUAUAUGGAUGUUCUGAUCCACCUUAUCAAUACUUCAUGUGGCCAGUCUUCCUGAUUUAGCUAUUUUGGUGUGCAUGUGGUGGGAUCUCGUUGUGCUUGCGACAGUCACUGAUGCCCAGCCACGUCCACCAUCUCUCAACACGGCUUCGCUGUCUGUACAUCUCAGUGGACUCCGUUCAGAUCUGUCGCCAGUUUUUAAGGUGGUCUCAGUUCUUGUUUCGUAGUAUUGCGUUUUGACAGUUCCUAUCCAAUGCAAGGGCUUCAGAUACUUUUCUCCACACUUAAGAUCUUUUUCUCUUCCCUGUAAGCAGUAGUACUGAUUUCAGAGAGCAGCAUUAGACUUACAGAAAGGUCAAGAGUGCAAUAUAGAAUUUCCAAAUGGUCUCUAGUUUCUCCUCUUAACUGGUUAUGCUGGUAUAGAGCACUUUAAAAAAAUUUUUUUUUUUAGGUUUUUUUGAUACAGGGUUUCUUCUCUGUGUAACAGCUCUAGAUGUCCUGGAACUCAGGCUGUCCUCAAACUCAGAGAUCCUCCCAUUUCUGCCUCCUGAGUGCUGGGAUUAAAGACAUGCACCACCACAGUUCAGCAAUAUAAUGCACUUGUGAGGAACUACAACAUUUCUGUUAGCUAAGUUUCAUAGAUUAUUUGGAUUUCUUAAGGUCUUAUCUGCCCUCUCAUCUUGCUAUUUCAACCGAAAUAAUGUGUAUCUUUUUAGGUUCUCUUUGCUGUUUGUUCCUCAGACUUCUUCAUGUGAUUUGUGACCUGAUGCUGACUGUCAUCACCUGGGGAAGGUAACACUAGUUAGCCUUCCUCACUGUGAAGUCACUUUCCAGCUUCCUCAUUCCAGGCUUUUCUCUGUGGGUGGACAUGACUGUUCAGCCUGGGCUAGAGUGGGGAGUGGGGGGAGGGUGGGGGUGUGAUCUUUUCUACCUGCUUAGGAAUUCACAAUUUUUUUCUUUGUUUUCUCCCAUAAAUUAUUUUGCCUUUUAUGCAAAAGAGACACUUGUGGGUAUCUCUUUUGUGCCUGGGGUGUUUUAUUACUGACAUUAUUUUAGCUCUGCUCAAGCUCUUUUAGUUGGUUUCUGUGUCCCUUUGACACAUUUGUGUCAGCAGGGUGGGAUUUUUUUUUUUGAUGGGUAAGCAGUUUUAGUUUUUACUUUUUUGCUUUGGAAAGGAUUGCUCUACUUUCUGACAGCACAAGGAAUUCUAGGCUCCUCUUUGUAUAACAUUUCUUUAUAACAAAAGAUGCAUCUCUUUUUAUUUUCUGUGCGUGUUUUGCCUGCAUGUAUGUCUUGUCAUCAUGUGUAUACCUGGUGCCUGGAGGGACCAGAAGAUGAUGAACUGGAGUUACAGACAGCUGUUACAGCCACAUGAGUGCUGAAAAUUGAACCCUAGUCCUUAGGAAGAGGAGCCAGAGCUCUAACUUGUGAACCAUCUCUCCAGCCCCUGUGUAGUUUCCUACCUAGUCCUAGAAUCAGCUGAUUCUCCAAGAAGCCCAGGAUCUUUCUGAAGAUGGUUAUUAGAAACCAAAUGAGAUAUGCUGUGCUCACUGAUACUUUGAGCUGUGUAGGCUUUCACAGAGCAGCCAGAGCAAAGAAUAUGUGUGUCUAUCCUACCCUGUGCAACACACACAUCUGUACCCGUUUCUAUAUAAUCAUGUGUGUCUACAGUAGGCUAAAUGACUUCAUUCUGAUAACCACCUCUGUUGUUGCGCAGGUCAUUUUAGCCUCAUCUAUAAAUAUCCACCCCAGAAGAACCCUGGGCCCUAGCAAGUGCCAUCCGUUUUUCUUACUGUAUAAUUCCACUACAAAUAUAUAGCAGAAUCAUUUAUCUGUGGGCCUGUGGGCCCUGUGCAUGCUUCUCACCUUCACUUUACAGACUCAUUUCCAAAGUUACGUAUGUCAACAGCUUUCCACCCCCUUCCACCUGCUUCAGUGGGGUGGUUUCAUGCGUUCACAGUAUAGGUAGGCACUUUGCUGCUGUCGUUUUCUUUUUUUCUUUUUUUGUCAGCCUUCCCGGCUUCAAAUGUUUCCUGGGACUCUUCAGCUCUCUAAAUGAUUUUUGUAAUGCAUGCAUUUGUGUUAAAUAUUCCUAUCAGUUUUGGCUAAUAGGUCGUGCUUGUAUCCACCAUUGUUCUGGCUGGUUUUGGAAGUCAACUUGACACAAGGAAAGAGCCUAGGUUGAGGAAAUGUGUCAAUGAGAUCAAGGGUAAGACAUUUUCUCAUUUGGUGAUCAGUGGGGGAGGGCAUAGCCCAUGGUGGGUGGUGCCAUCUCGGGGGCUGCUGGUCCCGGGUUCUGUAAGAAGGUGAACUGAGUAGCUCCCCCUCCAUGGCCUCUGCAUCAACUCCUGCCUUUGGGAUUCUGCUCAUUUGUGUUCCUGUCCUGACUUCCUUCAGUGAUGAACAGCAAUGCUGAAGUGUAAGCAAAGCAAACCCUUGCCUCCCCAAUUUACAUUUUGGUCAUGGUGCUUCAGUGCAGCACUAGAAACCCUAACUGAGACAACCGUGUAGAGUAAUUAGUUCAACACCAAGAAAAGCCCAUCUUCAUCUGCCCAUCCCUCUCCAUCCAAAGAAUUUCUGAUGGCUGCCGAGUUUUCCAUUUCUCUAAUGUGUUUCCUUUUUUAGAGUGUCACAUGGAGUCAUGUAGCAUAUUGUCAAGUCACAUAGCAACAGGUGUUCCUGCCUCACUUGUUCAUGGCUUGAUCAUUUCCCUUUUAAUCUCUGAUGUUUCACUGUACUAUUUUUUUAACUUGUCAAAACUGAGAAUAAAGCUGCUGUAAACACUCCUAGGCAGCAUAAUUGGGUAAUAUGUAGGAGCAUAGCCGUUGGAUUAUAUAGUAAGAAUGUUUAUCGAAGAAACAGCCAAUGUCUUGUGUGUGUGUAUUAAAAUGGGAUAACUGAAUUCUA
Mesocricetus auratus (golden hamster) is the source of this 5460-nucleotide messenger RNA. RefSeq names its product COMM domain containing 8 (gene Commd8). Lineage: Eukaryota; Metazoa; Chordata; Mammalia; Rodentia; Cricetidae. The record is from RefSeq and is a predicted model, not a curated record. The coding region runs from base 73 to 627 and encodes 184 amino acids. The transcript has 5 exons.